Gallus gallus (chicken) is the source of this 1313-nucleotide messenger RNA. It is a transcript of the gene SRR, whose product is annotated as serine racemase. Gene Ontology annotation, molecular function: threonine racemase activity; serine racemase activity; L-serine ammonia-lyase activity. Gene Ontology annotation, biological process: D-serine biosynthetic process; L-serine metabolic process; pyruvate biosynthetic process. The transcript is spliced from 6 exons. Lineage: Eukaryota; Metazoa; Chordata; Aves; Galliformes; Phasianidae. Bases 20 to 1300 code for a protein of 426 amino acids. The record is from RefSeq and is a predicted model, not a curated record.
GGCGAGGAGCGGCGCGGCCAUGGGCUCGGUGCGGGUGGCCGACGUGGGGGCGGCGAUGGGGCGGCUGCGGGGCCGCGUGCACCGCACGCCCGUGCUGACCUGCGGGACGCUGCAGCGGCUGGCCGGCCGCAGGCUGCUCUUCAAGUGCGAGCUCUUCCAGCGCACCGGCUCCUUUAAGAUCCGCGGGGCGCUGAACGCGGUCAGGAGCCUCGUGGAGGAGGCGGAGAGGGCAGGGCAGGAGCGGCCCCGCGCCAUAGUGACGCACAGCAGCGGGAACCACGGGCAGGCGCUCGCCUGUGCGGCCCGGGAUGAAGGCAUCCCUGCCUACGUCGUGGUGCCCCGCACAGCCCCGCCCUGUAAACAAGCUGCUAUCCGUGCCUAUGGUGCCACGCUGGUGCCGUGCGAGCCCAGUGAUGAGUCCAGAGCAGAGACAGCUGCACGGGUGGUCCGGGAGACAGGAGGAGUCAUGGUGCACCCCAACCAGGAGCCGGCCGUGAUCGCAGGGCAGGGCACUAUUGCCCUGGAGGUGCUGGAGCAGGUGAGGGGAUGCAGCACGAGGGUACAGAGCUGCCAUAGAAAUGGCUCACGUUUCUUUUCUGCGCAGGCACCGGAGGUGAAUGCAGUGGUGGUUCCUGUUGGGGGCGGAGGAAUGGUAGCAGGAAUAGCAGUGGCCAUCAAGGCAUUGAGACCAGAUGUGAAAGUGUUUGCUGCCGAACCCCGCAAUGCAGAUGACUGCUACCAGUCCAAGCUGAGAGGGGAACUGACCCCCAACCGACACACUCCAGUCACCAUCGCUGAUGCAGUUAAAACCAGCAUUGGAGAAAACACAUGGCCCAUCAUUAGGGAUUUGGUUGACGAUGUUCUGACCGUCUCAGAGGAAGAAAUCAAGCUGGAAGGAGCUGGCGGAAACUCUGCUCUCCCUUCCCAAAGUGCUGCAGAGCCAGAUGUACACGCGGUGCCCUCCGUAGCCCUAGAGGAGCACGUACUUGCUGCUGGGAUGACAGCUGCUGUUCUGUCCCAAACAGCGAGCCACACGGCUGGUGUGGGAAAGGAUGAAGCUGCUGAUAGAGCCAACAGCGGGUGUGGGAGUCGCAGCCGUGCUUUCAGAGCAGUUCCAGGCAGUCCCCCGGGAGGUGGAGAAUGUUUGCAUCGUGCUGUGCGGAGGAAACGUGGACCUGAGCUCCCUGACCUGGCUCACAGAGCUCCCUGGGGACGGAGACUGAGAACAGAGCGGCGUAUCCAGUGGGGGGAACCUGGCUUUGAAUUUGUACGGUUGGGUUUGUAUGAUACUAAAAACUAGAUGAACAAUCCCA